Pediculus humanus corporis (human body louse) is the source of this 768-nucleotide messenger RNA. RefSeq lists its product as uncharacterized. Lineage: Eukaryota; Metazoa; Arthropoda; Insecta; Psocodea; Pediculidae. Gene Ontology annotation, molecular function: N-acetyltransferase activity. The transcript has 3 exons. The record is from RefSeq and is a predicted model, not a curated record. Bases 1 to 768 code for a protein of 255 amino acids.
AUGCGUUCAGAAGACGAGUUCGUCGUUAUUAGGAUUUAUCAGGCUGGCGAUGAAAACGAAUGCUGUAAAUUAUUGAAAGAAGGUGUAAUGGCUACCGUGAAGCCAGCAUUUUUAACGGCUUUAACUAGGGAAAUUACUUUUCAAGUAAUAAUAACUACUGCUGCUUUGAUGUUUGUCUUUAUUGGUCUGCCUCCGACAAUAUGCAUUUCAUCCAUUCCUGCUACAGUUAUUUUUAUUUACUUCUGGAUUUACAUGACACAUUUAAACUCUGCAACAAAUUUGGCAAAAGAAGCAUUUAAUAUUGAAAGAGAUUUUUUGGCAUCAAAAUAUUCUUUUUAUGAAUUUCCAUUAUCUGGAAAAAAUUCAGGACAUUCAAAAUUUGAAAUAAUAAAUGAAAAUGAUCUAGAUUGUAAAUUACAAGAUGAUAAAGUUUACAAUAAGAAAGUAAUUGGUAUUAUCGGAGUAGAAAGAUGUACUGUAAUGUAUGAAUCUGCCAGACUUAAAAGAUUAACUGUCUCACAUAAAUAUCAGAAAAAAGGAAUUGGUUCUGCUUUGUUAAAAGAAGCCAUAGAAUUUUGCGAGAAAAGAGGUUACAAUUCCAUUGAAUUAGUCACAUCAGAAUAUCAUGAUAAUGCGAGAAAAUUAUUUUUGAAAUAUGGAUUUAAAUUGAGGCAAUUAUAUCAUAAAUCCUUCUCCGGAGUACUAGUUCAAAUGUAUCAAUUCACAUUGGCAUUGUUGUCUAAUAAUCCUGAAAAAAAAUGUGAUUAA